AUGACCAACCCUGCUGGCGAGCUCCCAGAUAAUAAGGAGGAAGCUCAUCUGCUGUUGCGCAUCUUCAUCAAGAAGGUUGAGACCAGCCAAGAGCCUGAAACUAGCAGAGAGGUUCCAAAGAAAAGGUCAGGAAGACGGAAAACCAUGUCCAGGAAGGGGAAAAAGAACUCUAAGAAGGCGGCAAAGUGCCACAGGCCCAGGCGCUCAAAGAAGAAAGCAUCAGGUGCUCUAAGGGGGGUGAGGAAAACGCAGAGAAGGCGGCAGAAGAAACACGUUAGCUUCAUCACAGACAAGCGGCCGCUCCCUCCUUUCUUUCUCUUCAUGGCAAAGAAUCGUCCCAAUCUUCAGAGAUCAAAUCCAGACUUGACAGCGGUAGAAAUGGCCAAGACGUUAGGGAAAAUGUGGCAUCAACAGCCACAAAGUGAUAGAGAUAGGUACAGAGAACAGGCCGAGUACCUGAGGAAGAGAAAACGAAGGAGACGACAAUAG
This is a messenger RNA of Nestor notabilis (Kea), 489 nucleotides long. Its product is annotated as high mobility group protein B2-like. The record is from RefSeq and is a predicted model, not a curated record. The transcript has a single exon. Bases 1 to 489 code for a protein of 162 amino acids. NCBI's taxonomy places the organism in Eukaryota, Metazoa, Chordata, Aves, Psittaciformes, Psittacidae. Gene Ontology annotation, molecular function: DNA binding, bending.